AUGGCAGGCAAAGGCAAAUCAAAGGCAAUUAUGCGAGCAUUUCGUGAAGAGGUUGAGCAUCAAGAGCGCGAGCGCGAGCACAUGACUAUGUCUACACGACGUAGGCGAGAGGCUGAGAGAGCUGGUGAAGCCAGAUCAUCGGUUGCACAUCCCAAUAUUGGGUCUUUUCGUGUAAUGGAGGAGGAGGAGGAGGAGGAGGAUGUUGUGGACCCCGUUCACGAGACUGAGUUUGUAGCUCGUGGAGGUCGUGGAGGUCGUGGUGGUCGAGCUCAUACUCGAGUCAAUCCGGAUGUGCUAGAUGGUCCAUUUCCCGGUGGCCCGUGGGAUCCGUCUUUGAUUCCGAGUUUCAAGUCGCACGUAGCGGCAUAUAUUUGGAAGGGAGAAGAACGUCCGGUGGGACGAGUGGAGUCCCGUAUCAACUACCUGAACCAUUUCAACUACGAGAAGAUAGCAGCUGCCCUAGAAGACAUAGAUGUAUCCGUAGACAAGCAUUUUCUGCGGAUGACCGGUUUGUAUCCCCUAGCCCGAUGUUAUUUACCGCGCCUAGAUGCUCCGCUGUUGUUUGCAUUUGUGGAGCGGUGGCAGCCGGAGACGAACAACUUCCAUAUGCCGUGGGGAGAGAUGACUAUCACUCUCCACGAUGUCCAGAUGAUUCUAGGUGACAAUGUCAAGGGACGGGUGGUCGCGCCUAGGUACGACGAGGUCAUCGAGCGGAUAAACUGUGUGUAUUUGCUGCCCGAGGUAUUAAACCUCGAUUUUGAGGAGAUUGACGAGUCAUGGAAGCAUGGGGACCCCACAUGGAGGAUGAUACAUGAACAGUUGUUGAUGCCCGACACGCCCAUGAGACGCCGAGUUCAGAUAUAUCUGGUGUUUCUCCUCGGAUCGAUUUUAUUCCCCGACAAGACAUGUGAUCGGGUGAAGCUGGGAGUUGGAUAUAUGCAGCCUAGCACAGUGAGGAGCUUGGCGGGUUGCACCACCCUUCUUCAGUGUUGGAUAUACGAGUAUUUCUCGAGAUUCCAGCCGCUGGAGCAGAGCGAGCGGUACCGCGAGUUUCAGCCUCAAUGCAAGAGGUGGAACGCGCCGCCAAUAGCGGGCACGCUCGAGCAUAUUCGAGGUUUACUCGACAAUAUGACAGCGGAUGAUGUCGAGUGGCUACCGUAUGGUCGGGAUAUACACGAGAGUAUCCCUCGUACGUUGUAUCAUGGCACGAUCCAGUACAUGUGGGUCGUAGAGCUGUAUAUGCCUGAUUGUUGCGUCCGAAAGUUCGGGUGGGUUCAGGAUAUUCCGCGCGACUUGAUUCCAUCGAUGGAGCCAUGUUGA
This is a messenger RNA of Erythranthe guttata (spotted monkey flower), 1320 nucleotides long. The record is from RefSeq and is a predicted model, not a curated record. NCBI's taxonomy places the organism in Eukaryota, Viridiplantae, Streptophyta, Magnoliopsida, Lamiales, Phrymaceae.